Momordica charantia (bitter melon) is the source of this 1612-nucleotide messenger RNA. Its product is annotated as pfkB-like carbohydrate kinase family protein. Gene Ontology annotation, biological process: metabolite repair. The record is from RefSeq and is a predicted model, not a curated record. Lineage: Eukaryota; Viridiplantae; Streptophyta; Magnoliopsida; Cucurbitales; Cucurbitaceae. Gene Ontology annotation, molecular function: ATP-dependent NAD(P)H-hydrate dehydratase activity.
AUCACCUUCCUCGUGUAAUCGCUCUUCUUCGUCUUUCUUCUCCUCCUCCUCCCGUCGAAAGGCGAAGAACUCUUAAGAAGGUACUGAUUUUCCACAGAAUGAAGUAACUAUUUUCGGAUUCCAUCACGUUCGAGACCUAAUCAGUUGACGUGAAUCGACAGUGCAAAGUAAUUGAAUUUUGGCUUCCUCGGCUGUGUUUAGACGACAACAGUUCUUGAUAAGGUCUCUUGGAGGUUUCGGUGAUUGCACCCAUCAGAAUAGGCGGCAACAAAUCAAAGCCAUGAGUGGGACUUCUGUUGAGGCUGAUGCUGAGAACAUUAUAAGAGCAAUUACACCUUCUCUUGAUCCCAACAGAUACAAAGGCCAGGCGGGGAAGAUAGCUGUUAUUGGUGGAUGUCGUGAGUACACAGGUGCUCCAUACUUCGCUGCUAUAUCAGCUUUGAAAAUUGGUGCAGAUUUGUCUCACGUUUUCUGCACAAAAGAUGCUGCUCCUGUCAUAAAGAGCUAUAGUCCAGAGUUAAUUGUGCAUCCCGUUUUAGAAGAAUCAUACAGCGUCAGAGAUGAGGAAAAGAAGUUCAUUGCAGAAAAGGUUCUUGCUGAGGUUGACAAGUGGCUGGAAAGAUUUGAUUGCCUUGUCAUUGGUCCAGGCCUCGGAAGGGACCCAUUUCUUCUGGAUUGUGUCAGCGAAAUCAUAAAGCAUGCAAGGCAGACCAAUAUACCAAUGGUUAUAGACGGGGAUGGACUCUUUCUUAUCACUGACAAUCUUCACCUUGUAAGCAAUUACCCCCUGGCCGUCCUAACUCCAAAUGUAAACGAAUAUAAACGUCUUGUGAAAAAUGUGCUGCUUGCUGAAAUCGAUGAACAAGAUGCUUCUAAGCAAUUGCUGUCCCUCGUCAAAAGGAUUGGUGGCCUAACUAUACUCAGGAAAGGGAGAGCUGACCUCAUCAGUGACGGUGAGACAGUACAAUCAGUGAGCAUCUAUGGUUCUCCUCGCCGUUGUGGUGGCCAAGGUGAUAUACUUUCAGGAAGUGUUGCAGUUUUCGUAUCUUGGGCACGGCGGCAAGGCUUAGCCACAGAUGGGAAUUUGGCUACCAGCCCUUUUACACAUAGCCCAAAGAAUCCAACCAUAUUAGGGUGCAUUGCUGGAUCUGCUCUACUUAGAAGGGCUGCAUCACUUGCAUUUGAGAAUAAGAAAAGAUCAACCCUUACUACCGACAUCAUCGAGUUCUUGUGGAGAAGUCUGGAGGAUAUUUCUCCGGCUCACUGAUCAAAUCUGCUGAUCUUGCAACCUUGCUGGAGGUACUCAUGAGUCAAUUGGUUGUGUCGGUCAUAUAUUCUAUUCCAGAGGCUAAUCAACAUGACAAUUGGUCGUUUCAUGUAGAAACAGACAAAGGCAGAGACAAUAUCUAUGGUUUUUAAGGCCAUCACAUCACCAUAGACAAAAUUUGCUCUCUUGGCCAUUGGAAUAUAUACAAUAAUUUGAGGCUCUGUUUGAUACGUUUCAGUAAUUGCAUAAUGUUCUGGUUCAAAUGUCAAUGAUAUGAAACAAUACAUUGGAAUAGAUGGUCGAAAAUGGCGGAAUCAAAAGUGGUGGAAAAUUCAAGUUUCUUUA